Molecule: messenger RNA, 5754 nt
Organism: Suricata suricatta (meerkat)
Lineage: Eukaryota; Metazoa; Chordata; Mammalia; Carnivora; Herpestidae
Gene: DRAM2
Product: DNA damage regulated autophagy modulator 2
Exons: 10
Coding region: 2630-3256 (208 amino acids)
Biological process (GO): regulation of autophagy; photoreceptor cell maintenance
Cellular component (GO): lysosome
Source: RefSeq, a predicted model, not a curated record
GCUCCAGAGUUGGCCUGGCUGUUCGGGAGCGCGCCCCGGAGGCCCGCCCUGUCUUCGUCCGGCAGGCCCGCUCUCGACGCGGCGGCUCGCCCUGGCGGUCUCAUGCAAGUAAGUCAUCACUUAGAGGAGACCGUAUAAGGAAUUCAUUUUAUUACCAGUGGCAUUUCAAACAUUUGUGAAAUCUAAGAAUCGUAACUGCAGUUCUGAUUCAUGGAUCUUCAAAGAAAGUAGAGAAGUAAUUUGGACAGCUGCUGCUUUCAUAUUUUCGUACAUUAUUGCCAUAACACUCCACCAUGUUGACCCUGCUUUGCCUUAUAUCAGAACACUGAUGAAAGAAAUUGAAGAGGACACCAAAAAAUGGAAAAACAUCUCAUGCUCAUGGACUGGAAGAACAGAUAUUGUUAAAAUGUCUAUCCUACCCAAACCCAACAUCUAACGUUAACAUUUUAAAAUUCAGAUUUCACGUUUGAUAUUAUAAGAACAAAAGGAACAUAAAAAGGAAGUUGUGUUUGGUUCUAGAAAAAUAGAAAUGUGGAGAUGGGGUAAGAUUCAUUUAGUGAAUUAGUGAGUUAUGCCUUCUUUUCCAAAUAAGUAUUUGAGGUUGUCUCAGAAGAUAGAUGUGGAGUUCUUCUCCCGUUAAAAUUCAAAAAUGCUGCAAACAACAGCAAUAGUAUUAAAAUAUAAUGGUGAUGGCAACUAUUUUUUGACCUACUGUGUACAAGGUAACAUUUUAAGAAUUUACCUAAUUGUACCUUUUAAAAAUAUGUAGAAGAGAUCAGACGUUACCAUCUACAUUUGUUCUCAAAGUAGCGCGAUAUGGAGCAAAGGAUAUCAACAAAUUGGGUAUGCUCUGGGAAGAUGUACAAAAACCAAAGAUACUAUAGAAUUUAAGGUUCCAGUUCUAGGAAUAAUCUGAAUAAAACCCACUGUUCACCUCGCUCUGCUAGAGGAACGUAGCUUAAGGCGCCAGUCACUCCUUAGAGAACAUGUGUCUAUGAUUCCUGAGUGUCCGUCCGCAUUGUUAUUUCCCUUUUGAGAAAGUGCUUUCACUUUAAAGAGCUUUUAAUCUGUUAAGAGGCCAUUGGGUUCUUCAGAGUUUCAGUUCUGUGAUGGUACUGCAUGUGAUUUUCUGACAAAUAGUAGCCUAGGCACUUCCUUUUCCAUCCCUGUCACUCUGCCUUUUUAUUUUCCUCCUAAUGACCUUAGUAUUAUUAGCCUGGGAUCUUUCUCCAACAUUCUAAUAUAUCUAAACUCAGUAGUACUUACUUUUACUUCUCAGGCGCAUUUUCUUCAUCUGAAAAAUGAUGGAAUUCAACUGGAUGCUCUGCAAACUUCCUUUCACUUCACAGACAUUAUCUGAAAGGUUUAAUUGUUAAUAGUCCCAAAAGACAUAACCAACUGUAAAUUUCAUUCCAAAGACAAUUCUCCUGCAAGUGUGCUUCAGGUGUUCUCUUAGCGGUUCAAGCAGUGGAUGCUCAGGUAGAAUGCACAAGACUAGUUCGGGGCAUGAGAAGAAAUUAUUAGAAAUUCUGUGUGUAUUUUUUUAAUGUCCAUAUUUAAACUUAUAUAAUACAUUUUGAAGUUACAUGGUCAGAUUUUUUUGUUGUUAUGUUAGUGUAUGAUCAAAAUAGUUUGAUGACCACUGGGUUGGGACAUCAUGCUGAUGAGGUGAUGGACUUGGCUGUUGUCACUUGUGGGCCAGUUUCUGUCAUUCUGAGGCAGAGCCGAGAAGGGAGCACACUUAGCCAGUCAUUUUGGAAAUGCAUGCUUUUGUUUAUUUAUGGGAUAGUUCAAAACUGUAGCAUCACUUGAAAUACAACUAUUAUGAAUUAUUAUGGAUAUUUUUCUGAUUAUAAGAAUACAUAUAAAUUAUUUUUGAAAGUUUGAAAGGUAGAAGAAACAAACGAAACCAUAAUCUCCACCUCCUGAAGAUGAUCAGAGUAACAGAAUCUUUUAUUUCUGACAAAAGACAUUUUAGAGUCAGAAGGAGCAAUACUUAAGAAUUCAUAUUCUCUACGUUACUUUUCCUGAACUUAACCCAAAUCUUCACCAAACCUUAUUGAUUCCUUACCAGAUGCAAGUUUCCAUUUCUUUUUUAAUCCCAUUACAUUGUGUUAGUAGAGAUCCUUAUUAUUUUUGAAAGAGACUUUGAGAAAGUCUUUGUCUUUUUCAUCUUUACUGUAGUUUGAGGGAAGGGAAAGGAAUUAGCAUUUAAUAUGUAUCUCCCUGCGCCUACUACUCUGCUAGAUCUUCGCAUGUAGGGCCAUGGUUUCAUUUCCUCAUGUUGGGCUGGUGAGACUGGGAGGGAAUUAAUAGCCCCAUUUUGUAGAUAAAGAACAGUCAGAGGGAGUGAAAAGAACAUACCCGAGGCUCCACAGUAAAUGGCCGAUGGACUGUUGAUCUCUGUAUUCCUCACUGCCCUGAAACACAGGCAUGUAAACCGAUACAUUGCAAUACAUUGUACUAAGUGACUCUAACAGAAGUCUGGACAGAAUGCUUCGUGAGUCUGCAUGCUGCUGGAGGAGUUGGCUAAGGCUGAGGAGAGGAGGGGACCCAAAGCUGGUCUCGCGUGGAAGCUCCAGGAAGUGACACCGGUACCCUGCCUCCAGAAAAAUGCUUGUUUGGGGCAAUGUUAAAUAUUGCCGCAGUUUUAUGCAUUGCCACAAUUUAUGUUCGUUACAAACAAGUUCAUGCUCUGAAUCCUGAAGAGAGUCGGAUCAUCAGAAUAAACAAGGCUGGCCUUGCCCUUGGAUUACUGAGUUGUUUUGGACUUUCUAUUGUGGCAAACUUCCAGAAAACAGACUUUUUUGCUGUACACAUAUGUGGAGCUGUGCUCACCUUUGGUAUGGGUUCGUUAUAUAUGUUGGUUCAGACCGUCCUUUCCUACCAAAUGCAGCCCAAAAUUCAUGGGAAACAAGUCUUCUGGAUUAGGCUAUUGCUGGUUAUCUGGUGUGGAGUAAGUGCAUUGACCAUGCUGACUUCCUCAUCAUUUUUGCACAGUGGCAAAUUUGGCACAGAUGUAGACCAGAAACUCCAUUGGAACCCCGAGGACAAAGGCUAUGUGCUUCACAUGAUCACCACUGCGGCAGAAUGGUCUAUGUCAUUCUCCUUCUUUGCUUUUUUCCUGACUUAUGUCCGUGAUUUUCAGAAAAUUUCUUUACGAGUGGAAGCCAAUUUACAAGGAUUAACCCUCUAUGACACUGCUCCUUGCCCUGUUAACAAUGACCGAACACGGCUACUUUCCAGAGAUUUAUGAUGAAGGGAUAAAACAUUGCUGUGAUGAUUGUGAUUCUCAGGGAGUGGGGAAAAUGUUCGUGAAAGUUACUUAACCCUGCUCUGAAGUUUUCAACCAGUUAAUCAAGGCUGACAGUGUUAUUGAUGAACACUGAUAAUCAAGAGAAAUAAAGCCAUUUGAUAAGUUAUUUUAAAGGAUAUCAUCAAGAAGAGCAUGGGAAAACAUUUAUGCCUAUACUUUUUUUAAUCUCAGAAAAUAAAACCAAAGGACUACAACAUUGUAGAUUUUUUUCUACUUAAGAGAAACAACCAGAAGUGCUCCAAGCAGUCUACAAAACCCAGCCUUUCAUAUUUUCUAAAUCAUUGUAAAGCAUGUUUUGUUUGAUACAAGACAUUUUCCAGGACCCCAAAUACUCAACAUUGCUCAGCAGCUUCUUUAGAAUUAGGUUUUGAAGAAAUAGUUUUACCAUAUCAAUACAUUUCUUACAGUCUUUAUAAAGUUUUUUUCUUCUGGAAUCCACUAAUUAAGGGGAACAGACCUGAAUUUAUUCAAGUAAGCACUUUCAUUGCUUGGGCAUUGCACAAGUGAUUCUGUAGGUAUUGAUUUAAUUCUUGCCACAAGACCAAAUAUUAUGCCAACUGGUCUGUCACACAUCCUUGCAAUAGGUUCAUCAACCUUAGUCUCUGAAAUGAGAUUUUAAUCACUUAAUGCAUGAGAGAAGUAGCUAUAGGUAAAUUUACUUCGUGAUUUAUGUAAAAUAAGGGCUAGGGUUCAUACAUAAGGCUGAGAAAUUUGUGAGUAAGAGCAGAUAUGAUUAAUGUACAUUAUCACAAGCUGCAGUCAAUGAGCUUCUUAGAUUUUCACAUAUAGAAAUUAUAAUUAUUUGUAAAAGUAGUCUUGAAUGAGCAACUAGCACACACCUUUAAACAGAGUGUGAUCAUUGUAGGAAGGACAAAAUCAAUUGAAGUGGGGGAACUGGGUACAAAAUAGUUAUGUAACAUGCAUCCACCAAAGCAACUUUCUCUUUCUCUGUCGUGUAAGUGAUUGGAUAGCUUCUACUUGGAUCCAUAUUUGUGCAGAUAAAGAAUGGUUUACAGACGCCAGAUCAAGUUCAAAAGAAGAAAAUGAUUAUCCAGAAGGUGGUGCCCAGUGACUGGUUCUCAAAAGAAUCUUUGAAGAAGAUUAACAGGGUUUGUCAUUUUAGAAGAAAUGGUUCUGUGGCCAAAAUAAAAGAUGGUGACAACAAGUUUAAUGUAUAAGAGGGAGCCCUUUAAAAGCCCUUUCCGGUGGAAUUAGAAGUCUCAAUUAAGAAUAACUUGCUAGAUACAGGACUGUGUAAAUAAUACUUCUGAAGACUUCCGGGCUAAUAAGAAUGAAAGUGGAAUAAAAUACUAUUUACUUAUACAUGCAGUAGUGACCAUGGGAGAUAUUUCAAUAAAUAUUGAUUCAUUGAAAUCUCAUCACUAGAAAAAAAUUUGGAUACAAACCAUAAACAAUUUCUUUCAUGCCUCUGAAAAUUAUGGUGCAACCACACCAGAGAACCAGGGGUCCGUCCUGACUCCUGUACCUCAAGGAAGCUGAAAUUCAAGUUGUGAAGGACCACACAUGGUGAGAGGGGAAUGAUAGAAUCAAAGCUUAUGAAUUACAUGUGGGGAGGAUGACACACAGAAGAACUUGUACUUGCAGGUCUGUACUAGAAUAUUAGGGUUAGAAAUAUGCACUAACACAUUAAAGAAAUUACUGCAAAACAAAAUGUUACUUCUACAGUAUUUUAAUCCCAUUAUUUAACCUUUACCCUUAGACCUGACAGAGGAUGAAAAUGUUAAGUUCAAAAGGGAUUAUAAAUAGAUUUCUGAGUGUGUGUUUAUCCCUCACACUGAAGUAAUGGGAGAGAACCACACCCUCCCUUGCCUCCAAUGUCAGUACAGUAGCUAGUAUAAACAGAUAAGGCAUUUUUCUUCAAUUCAAUCAACAUUCCGUAUUGAACACUUAGUGUUCAGGAUAGAAGAUUUUAAGCUGACAAAAGUAACAGAUUCUAUGAACAAAAUGUAUCUAUUUCUUUUUAGUUCUGGAUACACUGCAAAACUGCAUUUCCCAGUCCCCCUUUCAAUUAAGAAUUGCCUGAGACUGAAUAUUAGCCAGUGAAAUGUAAAUGAAAUGGCUGUUUGCUGUUUUCAUAUUAAGAUUCUGAAAAAUGGGAAUGCCCUUACCCUUUUUUUUCCUUCUUACAUUCAAUGGAUAUUAAUAAGAUUUUAGGAGAUGGCAGAAUCACAUGGCAAAAGGAACCUGAACUAGCCCACCUCUAAUUUUAGAUUUUAGAAAAUCAAACAAGAUCUUCUGUAAUUUAGGAAUUCCAUUUUUAUCCAUCCCAGUUACUGAAUUUUAUUUUGCUGGAAUAGUGUCAUAUAUUGUGUUUAUGGAUUUAUGAAACAGAAAGAACUUUUCUUAUCUCUUCUGCCUUGUCCUGUAUAGACUCACUGUGAAAUGAAGUUCAGUAAACAUUGGCUUAUCUUCAUAAA